This is a messenger RNA of Echinops telfairi (small Madagascar hedgehog), 5516 nucleotides long. RefSeq names its product family with sequence similarity 102 member B (gene EEIG2). Lineage: Eukaryota; Metazoa; Chordata; Mammalia; Afrosoricida; Tenrecidae. Bases 1 to 1068 code for a protein of 355 amino acids. The record is from RefSeq and is a predicted model, not a curated record. The transcript is spliced from 11 exons.
AUGCAGAAGUCGGGGCAAGCACACCGGCUCUGGAGCUCGGAAAGGUUGGCCACACAGGCCAGGGAGAGGGGCCGAGUGGACCUGGCGGAGGUGGUGCACGCCAACUGCGUUCGCUGGAGGAAGAAGUUUUCCUUUAUGUGCAAGAUGAGUGCCAGCGCCGCCACGGGCAUCCUCGAUCCUUGUGUCUACCGGGUGUCCGUGAGGAAGGAACUAAAAGGUGGAAAAACUUACGCAAAGCUGGGCUUUGCAGAUUUAAACCUGGCAGAGUUUGCUGGAUCAGGAAACACCACACGUCGCUGUCUACUGGAAGGCUAUGAUACCAAAAAUACAAGACAAGAUAAUUCCAUUCUUAAAGUUUUGAUCAGCAUGCAGCUGAUGUCGGGUGACCCAUGUUUUAAAACUCAGAUGUCGGAGCGGUUGCAGAUGUCGGAGCGGUUGCUCUGGGCGACAUCGGGUCAGUUUUCUGCUCAGCAGUACGUGCGACAGUGGCACGGCCCGAUAGAGCUUUUGGGCUACAAUCUUUAUAGAAACAGACCAUCAGAUCUUUCAGCAAAGAGUGCCUCUGUUCCCGAUGAACUGGGUGCCUGUGGACAUUCCCGAACGUCAAGCUAUGCAAGCCAGCAGUCGAAAGUCUCAGGUUAUAGCUCUUGUCACUCCCGGUCAUCCAGCUUCUCUGAGCUCUGUCACAGAAGAAAUACCUCAGUGGGAAGCACCUCAACAGGAAUUGAAAGCAUCCUCGAGCCAUGUGAUGAAACCGAGCCCCAAGUGGUUGACCCAAAUCCUGACGCGACUGAAAAAGAAGAUACCGCCCCGGAAAAACCCAGCAGACACCCAGUGAAACAAGGUUCCGUGGAGUCGCAGCUGAAGCGAGUGGAUGCCACCCGAGUGGAUGCUGAUGAUAUCGUGGAGAAGAUCCUACAGAGCCAGGACUUCAGCCUGGAUUCCAGUGCAGAAGAAGAAGGACUGAGGCUAUUUGUGGGCCCCGGGGGAAGUACAACCUUUGGCAGUCAUCAUCUUCCAAACAGGGUGGGUUCUGGAGCCUAUGAGCAAGUUGUGAUCAAACGCUAAGUCAAGCUGGCGGAUCAGCUGCUGCCCUGAGACUGGAGGCGUGGGCAGUGGAGCUCUCCAGCCGCUUUGGGCAAGCACGGAGGUGAAAGGGAACCUUUUCAGAAAUGACGUGGUCUGCUCACCUAGCAAAGGAAAGCCACAGCGGAACUCGUCUCCAAACGUGCCCCCGCUAAAUCCUUGCGACCCACCCAAAGAGGAACCCUGAGAGGCAGAAUGGAGGUGACGUGCCCUGGGCAUGCCUUAAAGUCCCCUGCUCCUGUGGGCACUGCAUGUGAUGGCAAAGAGCCUGCUUUAUCUUGCAGAUCAUCAUGGCGGGGAAAAUGCCCUCUGUGUCUGAGUAUAGUUUUAGGAUUGAGUUUGUGGUAGAGGUGCUCAACGAAUUUGGGCCCUAGUUACCUGUUUUGUUUUGUUUUUUAAUUUUUAUGAUUGUGAAUCAGUAAGUGAGUAACAUUUCAACCCUGUAAACUCUGUCAAAUGGCUAUCAUUCCUGUUGAGGAGACUUUCCUAAACUCCCUGCAGUUUCAUCCUAAACGUAUUAACUUUUCCUGGUGCAGUAAUUGAUAUAAAUUGAUAUGUGGUUGUUAAUGCUUUGGGGAAAUGGUAUACUACAAUUUAAACAUGUAAAGUGCUUAUUAACAAUUCUACAUAUUAUCAGUCAUAACAUGUAUCUAGGAUUUGUGAAUGGGUUUCAUGCCAUUUUCAUGCAGCGUGUAUUGUUACAUAUAGUCAAUAUUAGAUAAGCUGCAGGGCCCCCACUCCUAUGGUAUCAGCAAUUCAGAAUAAGCUUGAUAUAAUCAAUACAUAAUGCACCUCAGCAUAAGAGUUGGACACCUCAUUCAAUAACCACUUCUGCUGAUUUCAGGAAGAAAAUUAUCUUCAGAGCUGCCUCUCAUUUGUGCAUUCAGAGUUAGCUGAAACCAGAAGGUAUUGGAGAGGCAGUGUAUAGAAGAUGGGGGGAGACUGCUUGACAUCACCCCGCGGCUUGGGGUGGUCUGUUGUAGCCUCCCAUGAUUAGACAAUAGUGUGUUUUCUUUAUCAGAAGUUAAGUUGUGUUUGGGGCAAGAAUAGAAAAUAACACAUAUCAAACAUAGUUUUAAAAAUAAAAAUAUCUAGCCUAGAUCUAGUUUGACAGUACAUCAGACAAACCUUAGUGUUUUUCUGUUCUCACAUGAUAUAAAAAACAUGGAAGAUUUCAACUCUCCUGGAAUCACCAAGUCUUCUAAGGAAAAAAAUAGAGAGUCUGGAUAACUAGUAAUCCCUAGUCUUUACACCCAAAACCCUGUUGAAGAUAUGUAAUGUGUUAAAUUAAAAUUUCUUUGUGGUCUGCACAUUUUCAUAUUGGUAAGAUAAGGGAGAAAUUAUUUUUAAGAAAGCAUUGUUUUAAAAUCCAGAUUUAGAGGCCUGAAAAUAUUUGAGUUGUUAGGGUUUUUUGGUUUGAAUGUCUCAUGGGAUUGAGUAUUCCACAUUCACCCAAUACCGUUGUUACAAAUAGACUGAGUCUUUCAAAGGUGACACACAUUGUAAAAUACUUUGAAUGUUGACAGGGCUUUGAGUCACUAUAGUUUUUUCUUAGUAAAAUUUGUUUUGAAUGGGGAUAAAAAAAAAUCACUGAGCUGAAGUUUAACCCAGAAAAAUGUUCCUAUUAGAGAAAAGUCAGAGAAAGUUUAUAAUAGUGGUUAGAAAACAUUGCUUAGAAAGAGAUUUAUGAUGACAUUUUUUAAAACCUAUUUUUCUAUUUUCCAAAUAUUUAUGGUAUAUUUUUAUUGGCACUUCUGCAAAUGAUUUUGCCGUUUGAAAAUGAUAAUUAGAUUAUAAGUGAGGUUCUUGAAGCCAAAUACAUAAAGGUCACUGUAAUUGGAGCAGGGCCCCCCUCUUACUCUUCAUUGGCUGCUCUUAACCCAGCUCCGUCAUACAAGACGGACUCAGUGCAGGUAUGUGCCACUUAACAUUCACAAUACUUUCUGUGAAAUAAUGUUACAUACAAGCAGUCCCUGUAAAAUCCAUAGUUAAGUUCCCUGAAAGCAUAUAAAUAUGAAGGGGCUUCAAAACUUGAAAGAUCAUGGACUUUUUCCACAGACUUUUUGAAACCACUGGUAUUAAAACGUAAUGGGGUGCCCACCACGCACAGCCCCAGGGCUGUACCCACUGGAUAGAGGCUGGCUUUGCCAGAUUGGGGGCAGGACUGGACUGGGGCUCUGCCUAUAGCCAGACAGGGACUUUGUGCAUGUCUGGACACCACUUAGGGGUGGAGAAGUGAGCGGAGGGACGAGGCAUAUAGGUGUCAGGAACAUAGCUGCAGUUGGAGGGCCGGCCCCUUGCCCCCUUGUUACUGACUCCUUCCUAAUCUUGUAUGGCGGCCGGUGCCACACACAGCCCCCACGGGUGGAGGAUCCAUGGCAGCAGUCACUACCCGGCCCUGGGACUGAGGCCGCACAGCUUCUUGCUGGCUCCGUGAAGCCGGGAGGGGUUGGAUGCACUCUGAGGCCCCACUGCUUCUUCUCUGAGGGUGGGGAGGUGGGAGGUCAUCUGCAAAACCAUUGGAAGGAAAUAAUAGAAAGAAAGUUGCUUUCCCUUUAAAGCAAAUACCUUAUGGGACCAUGGAUGUAUAUCCUGAACAGACAUUAAGCAGUACAUACCUGUAUUUAGAAUGAGAUAUAACUAUAUUAUAAAAACAAAAAUUAGAGACAUUUUGAAAGGCUUGAAAAUCAUACUUUAAAAAUAAAAUAAAUCAUACUUUUACAAAUCACUUUAACAGCCAUUAGAUACCAUCUUGAUCCAUGUAGUAGUAAAUAUGGAGGCAACCACUAUUUUAAUUGAAUCAUUUAUUUGGAAGUCAGUGGAUUAAUUUUCUUCUAUGUGGUAGCCAUCAUCAGAUCUUAUUAUGGAAAUAUUUGUGAUAAAGAUUGCCUCCAUAGCUGCCCAACUGAUUGGAUUUGAAAACAUACAUCUUCCUUGGUUUUUAGAUAUUAAAGUCAAAUUGUAAAUCACUCAGACUUGGAAAACCUCCAGAUGUGCAAUGCUUUCUUUUCCCGAUAAUAUCGCAGAGGGAGAAACGAAUGGCGUUUUAAAGCUCUGCCUGUGUGAUCUGAUGGGGAAGAGUCUGGGAAAUGCAGCGCCCGAUCAGGAGAGCCACUUCCUGGGAGGUGAGCUGGUGACCGAGUGCGGAGGGACCUGAAGGGCAGCAGAGGCAGAGAGAGCCCUGGGCCAUCCGCUGGCCCGGGGACAGCUGCCUCCCCUGAUAGUGUGUCUGGUGGUGCCCGUACACACACAACUAAAACGCAUCAUUAUUUGUCAUCCAAAAAGGUCUUAAAGGAUCACGCAGUCCAAGCAAACUACCAUUAGGAAUCUAUCCGAACACGGUUCUUUGGGAAUGUCUUUUUUUUUUUUUUUUUGCACAAACACUGAGCCACUUGGCACAUCAGUUGCUAGAAGGAAAAGGUAAAGUUUCCAACGGGCCUUCAGUCUAAAUGUUCACAUUCUGACAGUGAUGAAUCCGUUUCAAAAACCAGAGGUAAUUUUAGACUUUCCGAGUCCCGUGCCUUGACCGCUGUGCAAGCUCAUGCUGACAGGAGCGUUCCAUGUUGGUUGCAGUGCUAUGACGUGUUCGGCUUCCAGUAGUAGGAGAGCCCGCAUGGGCUCCUGUGACAGGCACACAUUUUCUGUACUGGUCUUCUGUUUGGGCAAUUCAGAAAUUAUGCUUGCUCAUAGACCAAACUCUUAGAUGGUACGGCAUGCAAAUAUAAUCACAUACUAUAGUUGAAAUUGUUUUGCCACUACUCCAUGUUAGCCUAGGUACUGUACAUACUAAUUAUAAUAGCUGAGAUGUUGUCAAACACGAAGGCUAAAAUAUGAAUAGUAGAUUAAAUAUGCCUAUAUAAAGCUUUUUAAAGGCUGCUCUGGAAAGAGGGCAGCAUGCCUAAUAUCCUUGUAGUGGUGUCUUUUCAUCAUAAGGUAAUAUAUGCACAGUAUAUUUUAAAUGGUCAUGUGGGUGGUCUUUGUAGCCACACUCCUCAUAUUGCAAAGCUGGUAACAUUCUAUAUGUAAUUCAGCAAGAUAUUCUGCCUUGACAAACGUUUUAUGUUUACCAUAGUAUGUAACAAAGGAAAUUCUCUGCCAAUAUUCACUGACCAAAUCCACCCAACAAAAGAUAUUUGAUUGUUAUCUGGGGGAUCAGCUUCCUUUUAUGUGUUUGUUUGGUCCUCUGGAAACUGUGGGUAAUCAUGCAAAUGUUUAUGAAAUUUUUUUAUUGAAGUGACUCCCAUUAGGAUCUUGACCUAAUACUUGGAGAAUGAACUUCAUAUGUAUUUGUAUAGUUCUUUGUUUUGACUGUAAGAUGGUAAAUCCAUAAAUUGUUGUUUUAUAUGAAAACUAAUUUUUAAUGUAAAGUGUUUGUAAUAAUGUAAAAGUGACUCUUAUACAUGUUCAAUAAAAAUCAUAUGUAGACAUUC